Messenger RNA from Drosophila nasuta, 654 nucleotides. Its product is annotated as heterogeneous nuclear ribonucleoprotein A2 homolog 1. The transcript has a single exon. The record is from RefSeq and is a predicted model, not a curated record. Bases 176 to 565 code for a protein of 129 amino acids. NCBI's taxonomy places the organism in Eukaryota, Metazoa, Arthropoda, Insecta, Diptera, Drosophilidae.
GGCGAGACAUACACAAAAAUCAGAAAAUAUCAGACAGCAAAUAAAAAGACAUCGAAAUAAAAGCCAUUAAGAUCAGCAUGUGUCAUCCAUGACAUCCCGAUUCUCCAGCUCUCGUAGGGUAUAAAUAGGCUUGAGAAGCCUAGAUACAAAAUCAGAACUCAGUCGAUACAGAACAAUGAAAGUGCCUACGCUGCUGAUCUUCAUUGGACUCUUGGCCAGUUGUCUGGAGUCGAGCAAUGCUUUGUUCUUCAAGGCGUUAAAAGGAUUAAAAAGUUACGGAGACAACUAUGCAGGAUAUAGUAGCUAUGGCGGAAGUGGUGCAUAUGGCAACUACUAUGGAGGAGGAGGCUAUGGCAACUACGGAAGCGGAGGUUAUGAUGGUGGUUAUGGAUCAGGAGGAUAUGGAGGAGGCUACAGCGGUUCUUACUCACGACCAACCAAAAGUCGACAGCGCACAGGACGCACUUACUCCGAUAUUGCAAGGGUGCUGGUCCAGGAUAGAUAUCUAGGUCUAGGCGCUGGACGUUAUCUACCCCGAGCUCCCUACUCACCGCUGUGGGGCUAAAAUUAAGUUACAGAACUCUCCUCGCAUUUAAUUAUAAGCAAUGUUUAUAUUGUAUGACGAAUAAACUCGAAAACCUUUUAGGAUUAUAA